UUUUUUUCGAUUAGCAUUAAUUAAUGCAAUCAUUUUUAUUUAUUUUGUAUUGCGUUGUUGUUUGUUUAUUUUGAUCUUUAUAAUUUUUUAUUUGGUUCUUCUUGUUUGUUCGUUUAUUAUCUUUUUUAAAUUCUUUUUUUAUGUAUUUAUUAGUUUUGGAUGGGUCCUGCGUCCCCCUUCUCGUAAAAUGUUAGAUAUAUCGCUAUACUUAAUUUUCGUUCAAAAUCACGGCGAGAUUUUUUCCGGAGAAAAUAAUUUUGUGAACACUUCUAAUUUUAUCUAGCACAAAGGACUUCCUCACAGUUUUCAGGGAAGUCUACGACCUAUCAGAUCUGAGAUCAUAUCAAACCGAACUAUUCAAAGUUCUGCCUCAUGUUGUCAUUUCUUAAACGUAGGGAUUCAUGAUUAGAUCUAUCGGUUUCUAGUUUAUAUGACAAACUCUAAUUGCAUUUUUGAGAUUUUUACAAAUUCGGAAAAACUGGGGACAGUAGAAACUGGAAAAUAUUGACGUCAUCAUUGUGAUUUCCCUAUUGCAGUUUGGAUUAACAUAUGUAAAGGAAUUUAUAAAGAAAACUAAUGGAGCCGCGGUAAUUUUACAUGAUGAAUGGAACACGCACUCCUGCAGUGGUAUAUAGCACAAGGAACGGGGACGUUUCGUAUGACAUGAUAUCACCAAUGCCGUCAAGCACACGGAGCACACAUGAAGGGAGCCUGACCCAGGGUAUCGGUCAGAUAUCCAUGACUGAUAUCAAUCUGGAGCAGGCUUUGGACAGAAUCCAGGAACUUCACAGGGAGAAUAAUGAACUCAGAGAUUACCUACGGGACAACAAUGAGAAGAUGAAGAUUCAGUAUCAGAAUUUGUCGGAAUGGAAGGAGAAAAUCCGAGUCAACAACACCAAAAAUAAAGAAAAGUUUGAUCAGACGAGGGAAGUGGUCCAGUCCCUGACCAAGGAGAAUGAGGAACUCCGGCGAGAAGCCACUUCAAAGGCUGCCCAGAUGUCACAGCUGGAGAGAUCGGUGCAGGAGGUCAGGAGUGAGCUCAAAGCAAAACAAGAAGCCACCUCAGGAAUGACAAGGACCAUUGAGGAACUGAGGAGAGCGCUGGAGAGUAAAUCUGUCAGCAGGUCCUCAGACUGCCUCGAUACCGCACUUGUGAAUACAGACAGCAGUGAUAGUGAGACUCUGAAGUCCAGAGUAUCAGAACUGGAGCAGCAGCUGGAGCAGUUCAGGGACAGUAAUGACAGUCUACUGCGAGACAUGGAGUCCUACAAACAUGUCAAACAAGAACUGCAGGAGGAGAACGCAAAACAGGAGAGAGAAAACGCCGAGCUGAGUCAGAAAAUCGAGACUCUGCUGAACGAGAACAAGGGUGUGAAAUCUGAGGCUAGGAUGUUACGGAGUCGUGUGGAAGAUCUACAGGAGCAGAUGUCUCGCGUCCAGACCUCAGCGGUCAACAAAGAGGAAGACAGGAAGACACAGACAGCAGAGUAUACCCAGUCAGAGUUAGGGGAUCUGAGGCAAAAGCUGAGAAUGAAAGAAGAAGAGAUGGCUCGGUGCCAGGAGCAACAUCAGCAACACAUAUCAAAACUGACGAAUGAGCACCAGCAAGAGAGACAGGAACUAAUGCAAAAACUGGAUGUACUGCAACACGAACUACAGCAAACCAAGGAUGAACAGACUAAAGCAUACACGAGUGAUGUCCAGAGUCUCCGCAGUCAAGUGUUGACCCUGAUCACGCAGGUCACCGAGUUACAGAAUAAAUAUGAGGCAGCCACUGAAGCCCUGGACAAGAAGAACAGCAAAGUUCUGGAAAUAGAACACCAGACCACUCUGAUGCAGGAGAACUUCCAACGACAGCGUGCAGAAGAUUCCGCCGUGAUAGAGACACUACGACUCUCCCUGAAAAGUUACGAGGACGCUCUUAAUGCGGAGAGAAAGGAACACCAAAAUACCAAGAAGAUAUCAGUAGAUCUCCGGCAGUCCUUCAACCAGUUGGUGUCAGAUCACAAAAAUCUGUCCGAGAAAUACAAAAUGCAGGAGCAAUCCCGACAACAGAGUGGAUGUACAGAAACAGAGAAACAGAAACUGCUGGACCAGAUUGGUCGUCUCACCGCGCAGGUGUACGCCGGGGAGGAGGCCAUUAAUUACAGAGAGGAGAAGCUGAAGAAAGUGGAAGAAGAUAAUAAGAAGAUCAAAGAGGAACUCAAUAAUGUGGUCCCUGUUCUAAAGGCUCAGGCUGAGGUGUGGAAGUCGGAUUUUGAUGCUGAGAGAGAUGCCAGAGAACGCCUCCAUGCAGAUAAAACUCAACUAGAAGCCGACUUCAAGCAGCUCCAACUGCGUAAUCAACAACUAUUGGACGAGAUGGAGAGCUUCUCUAAGCGUCAAUUCCAGGAGAUGCAGCAGCGCCACUCCAACCAGGGCUACCAGCACUCCAUUCAGCAACACCUCAGGGUCGGGCAACAAAACCACGGCAGCCCUUACCAGUUUCCACAUUAUCCACCCCAGGGCUACCCCAGCCAGUCCCCCGGGGCAGGAGCAAUGUACAAUGAGGCCAGAUCACCUGUUGCAGCAGGGGGACAGACCCAUAGCGGCUCUCAGGAGGGAGAGGACCCCCAACAAUUCGAGUGUCCGAAGUGUAACCAGACCUGUCCGGACAUGGAUACCUUACAGAUACACGUACUGGACUGCAUUGACCAGGACAACCCCUGAUGACCACAAAAUUCAUCAUGCAGGAGAGAGAGAGCUUUGAAUUCAUUCAUUCAAUUUGUCGUUGUUGAUAUCUGCAGAGCUCUAAAGAUGAGGACAUGCCGUUUUGGCUUGUGUGACUGUCUGUUUCCUAACUGUAAAGGAAAAAGAAGUCUCCUGGUUUGGUGGCUGUGAAAAUAUUUAAAUACUCUCACAUUUCAUGAAGGACCUGAAUUUGUGAUCAUUAUACAUCGCCCUGUCAUGAAAAGUAGUCAUUUUACAGUGGACAAAACAAAAAACAUGAAGUGUAGUGAUUUUACGGUAUAACAUAAUAGGACUUCAAAUUUUAUUUGGCAUACUUACUCAGAUAAUGUACAAAUUGUACUGAGUGAAGGUCAAAAAUAAGGUCACAUACCAUUAGGAAUUUUACUGCACCGGGAGGCAUCACUUUUCAUGUUUUAUUCAUCUUGCCAGUGUAUUCGAUUACAUGGCCAUUAAACUGAGAGCCAUAAUUAAUUAUUUCAUUCACAUAUAUAUGUGCACAUUGAUUUUAUGUUAUCUUUUGUCUCACAUUUGUAAAGCACUUUAGAGAACUAAUGUUGAUAGGGCGCUAUUUAAUUUUUCCAAUUACAAUUAAUUACAAUUACAAUUAAAGUGAGUACAUGUACUAUACUCGGUACUGGAAUUCAUUCUCUUAGUUUUAUGUAUAAACAAAUACAGUGUAUAACAUGUAUUUUCUGUGUUUUAGUUUCCUGUUAAAGUGCAAAGCUACUACAAUGCACUUCAAACAUUUGACCAGAGUAAUAUCCACAAUGAUAUUAGGUAAUCUGUUUGUAUAGCAGUAAUAAAUCUACGGUCAUUAAAGACUCCGUCACUUGGGAGGAAGUUUAUGUACAAAACCAGUUUUAAUGAUUCUCGGACAUAAAUGUACAUUUCUUGAAAUGUUUACCAAUUAUAUGAAACAUGAUAUUGUACUGUCAGUUGUGAGAAUCGAGUGCACGUCUCUAAAUAAGAGAAAGAUGCAGGAAAGGUUAAUCUUGUUUAGGUUUAAAGCCGUGAUUUGAUCAGAGCUUCUGAUAACAUGAGUCAAUACACAAUGGUUUACAUGUAUGUUUCUACUUUAGUACGAUGUCAUGUGACUGGUAAUGGGAACUGCCUGUAAAUAAGAAUUAACCAGGGCCAAACUUUUUUUUGGGAGAAACUAGUUUAUACGUUUUGCAUAAUUAUUUACUUUUUGUUUGAAGUGAUUGAAGAUUGUCAAUCGAUUGAAUGUUUUCAGUACAUGUUUUUGCUUUAUAUUGUGAUACAGUGUUAUGCUUCACAAGUUGUCAAGUGAAUUCUGUGAUACGAUUGUAAUUAUUAUCAUCGUCCUAUAAUAAAGAAUGCAUGCAUUACAAGAACUA
Messenger RNA from Ostrea edulis (European flat oyster), 4088 nucleotides. Its product is annotated as NF-kappa-B essential modulator-like. Gene Ontology annotation, cellular component: cytoplasm; nucleus. Gene Ontology annotation, biological process: regulation of canonical NF-kappaB signal transduction. Lineage: Eukaryota; Metazoa; Mollusca; Bivalvia; Ostreida; Ostreidae. Gene Ontology annotation, molecular function: K63-linked polyubiquitin modification-dependent protein binding. The record is from RefSeq and is a predicted model, not a curated record. Bases 598 to 2709 code for a protein of 703 amino acids. The transcript has 13 exons.